CCACCAGCCAUGAGAGCUGUUGUGCUUGCCCUGACUCUGGCCCUUGUGGCGAGUCAUCAGAUUAACCUUGUUCCAGAGUUUGCUGCAGGUAAGACCUUUGUGUACAAGUAUGAGGGUUUGCUCUUGGGAGGUCUGCCUCAGGAGGGUCUGGCCAAGGCUGGUGUAAAAGUCAGCAGCAAGGUUCACAUCAGUGCUGUAGCACAGAAUACCUUCCUCAUGAAGCUCUUGAACCCUCAGCUCUUCGAGUACACUGGUAUCUGGCCUCAGGAUGCUUUUAAACCUGCUACAAAGCUCACCUCAGCACUAAAUGCUCAGCUUGUCAUUCCCAUCAAAUAUGAGUAUGCUAACGGUGUGGUAGGUAAAAUAUUUGCCCCUGCUAGAGUCUCUGCUACUGUUCUGAAUCUGCACAGAGGUAUCCUCAACAUCCUUCAGCUCAACCUCAAGAACACACAGAAUGUGUAUGAGCUGCAUGAGGCUGGAACUCAGGGAGUCUGCAAGACCCACUACAUGAUCAGUGAGGAUGUAAAGACCCAUCAGAUUACUGUGAGAAAGUCCAAAGACCUGACCAACUGCCAUGAAAGAGUUAUGAAAGAUAUUGGUUUAGCUUACACUGAAACCUGUGAUGAAUGCCAGCAGAGGCUUAAGAGUCUGUCUGGGACUGCAACAUUCAGGUACAUCAUGAAGCCCACUGAUACAGGAGCUCUGGUCUCUGAGGCUACAGUUGAAGAGGUUCAUCAGUUCUCACUCUUAAACACACAAACUGGAGCAGCUCAAAUGAGAACCAAGCAAAUGCUGACUUUACAGGAAGUGCAGAACGCCCCCAUUGCUCCCCAUUCAGGUGAAUACUUGAGCCGUGGAUCCCUGCGGUAUGAAUUUGCUACUGAGAUUCUUCAAACCCCCAUUCAACUUCUGAAGAUCAAUAAUGCACAGGCCCAGAUUGUAGAGGUCUUGCAGCAUCUGGUUACAAAUAACAUGGUUAUGGCUCAUGAGGACGCUCCUCUGAAGUUUGUCCAACUUGUCCAGCUCAUGCGUGUAGCUACUUUGGAGAAUAUUGAAGCCAUCUGGGCUCAGUACAAGACCAAACCUCUUCACAGGCGGUGGAUUUUGGAUGCACUUCCUGUUGUGGGUACAACAGUAGCUUUGAGAUUCAUCAAGGAGAAGUUUCAAGCUGAUGAGUUUGCUGUCCAUGAAUUCACUCAGACCCUUCUGGUUGCUUUGCACAUGGCCACCGCUAAUCAAGAUGCUAUCCACCUCACUGCUAAUCUGGCUUCAAACCCCAAAGUCAAGAAAAAUCCAGUGCUGCGUAAAGUUAUCAUGCUCGGCUAUGGUUCCAUGAUUGCCAAAUACUGUGCUGAAGUACCUACAUGUCCUGCUGAUCUUCUUAAGCCAAUCCAUGAAAGUGCUGCUGAGGCUAUUUCCAAGGGUGAUCACCGUGAACUCACACUGGCUCUUAAAGUUAUGGGCAAUGCUGGACAUCCUGCCAGCCUUAAAACCAUCAUGAAACUCCUGCCUGGAUUUGGAAACGCUGCUGCUGCCGUUUCCCUGAGGGUCCAGAUUGAUGCCAUCCUGGCUCUUAGGAACAUUGCCAAGAAGGAACCAAAGAUGGUUCAGCCAGUGGCACUGCAACUUUUCAUGGACAAGGCUCUCCAUCCUGAACUGCGCAUGGUUGCUUGUAUUGUGCUCUUCGAGACCAAACCAUCAGUAGCCCUAAUGGCCACACUUGGUGGUGCUUUGGAGAAGGAGACCAACAUGCAUGUUGUCAGUUUUGUUUAUUCUCAUAUCAAGUCUCUGACCAGAAGCAUGGCUCCUGAUUAUAUGCAUGUGGCUGCUGCAGCAAAUGUUGCCUUCAGGAUGUUGAGCCCCAAACUGGACAGACUGAGUCACCAUUUUAGCAGAGCCAUCCAUUACGAUCUCUACAUCUCUCCUUUCAUGGUUGGUGCUGCUGGUAGCGCUUACUUGAUCAAUGAUGCUGCCACCACCUUGCCCAGAGCUGUUGUGACUAGAGCACGGGCCUACCUGGCUGGAGCUGCUGCUGAUGUUCUUGAGGUUGGUGUGAGAACUGAAGGACUCCACGAAGCUCUGCAGAAGUCUCAUGCUGUAAAUGAAAAUGCUGACCGCAUCACUAAUAUAAAGCGCACCAUUAAAGCUCUGAGGGAUUGGAAGUCUAUGCCAGAAAAUCAACAACUAGCUUCCAUCUAUGUCAAAGUUUUUGGACAGGAAAUUGCUUUUGCCAACAUUGACAAAGCCUUCAUUGACAAAAUGAUCAUUGAACAAGCAACACAGCUUGCCACUGGACCACAAGGUCGUGAACUGCUGAAAGAGGCUGUUAAGGCGUUGCAGAAAGGUAUUGCCUUCCAGUAUGCCAAGCCCCUGCUGGCAGCUGAGGUGCGUCGUAUUCUGCCUAGUUCUCUUGGUGUACCAAUGGAGCUUGGUUAUUACACUGCUGCUGUUGCUACUGCAGCUCUCAAUGUUCAGGGAACUAUUACUCCUUCUUUACCUGAGGAUCCAGAGACACUCUCUCUUGAUCAGUUGAUGAAGACUGAUUUCCAGUUGCAGGCUGAGGCCAGACCAAGCGUUGCCCUCCAGACAUUUGCUGUAAUUGGAGUGAACACUGCCUUGAUUCAGGCUGCUGUUAUGGCCAGAGGAAAGAUACAAACUGUUAUACCAUCAAAAGUGGACAUAAGAGCGGACCUUCCAAAGGGCAAUGUAAAGCUGGAGGUUCUGCCUGCUGCUGUUCCUGAUCAAAUUGCUGCUGUCAGCUUUGAGACCGUUGCUGUGUCCAGAAACACUGAGGACCUCCCCAAUGAGAGAGUCAUGUCUCUGGCUCCUCCAGCAUCCUCUGAUGCUGCACAAUGGUUGAUUCCUGCUUCAUUUCAGAAGACCUUGUGUGGUGUUUGUCCUUAUAUUCAAAUCAAAGGAUGUGUUGAGAUUGCCUCCCAGAAUGCUGGCUUUAUGGCAUCAAAUCCUCUGUAUUAUAUUAUUGGACAACACUCAGCUAAAAUUUCAGUGGCAAGAGGUGAUGGUCCUGCCCUUGAAAGACUGGAGCUUGAGGUACAAGUUGGCCCUAAGGCAGCUGAGAAGCUUAUGAAAGAAAUCAGCCUUGUUGAUGUUGAAAAUCCUGAAGAAAGUACCAUCCUGUUGAAACUGAGAGAAAUUCUGGAGGGUGGACAGAGGAAUAGCAGCUCCAGCUCAAAGAGCUCCUCAUCCUCUGGCAGCAGCAGCAAGAGUGUUAGCAACAGUAGGAGUAGCAGCAGCAGUAGGAGUAGCAGGAACAGCAGGCGUACUAGCAGCAGUAGGAGUUCUAAGAGCAGCUCUAUGAGUUCUUCCAGUGCUCGGGUGUCCAAGAACACAAAUGCAUAUCAUCAGUUCCAGAAAUUCCAUAAGGAUCGGUACAUCACAUCACAGGGAACAUCAAAGGCCAGCAGCUCAUCUAGCAUUGAGACUCUACAGAGAAAGUCUAAGAUACUCGGAGAUGAAUUUCCACCCUUUUUUGCCAUCAUCGCUCGUGUCGUUAGAGCUGACCGCAAGCUGGGAUACCAGAUUGCUGCUUACUUGGACAAGCCCACUUCAAGAGUACAGGUUGUGUUUGCCUCCAUCUCUGAACAUGACAAAUGGAAGAUUUGUGCUGAUGCUAUUCUACCAAGCAAGCAUAAAUUUGCUGCCAAGCUUGCUAUUGGUGAGCAGUGCCAAGGAUAUUCUGUAGCUUUCAAGGCUGAAACUGGUCUGCAUGAGACACAUCCUGCUGCUCGUUUGGAAUGGGACUGGAACAGAGCCCCAUCUGUUGAUAUCCCCUAUGUUAAGAGGGCAAGGGAGUUCAUCUUUAAUGUAGCUCCCCUUGCUGGAAUUAAUGCUGACAGAGCUGAUAACAAAGAGAGACAGAUCAAUGUAAUUCUUGCCCUACCCACUCAAAAGUCUCUAAACAUUAUUUUUAGGAUUCCAAAGAUGACACUGUCAAAGCAAGAUGUGCCUCUUCCUAUUGCCCUGCCCAUUGAACAAGAUGGAUCCAUUCCAGGUCUCCAGAAUUUUGACAUUCAAGCCAUUGUUGAGGAAUGGCUGAAUAAUAACAGAGAAAACUGACUCAUUUCAUUAUAAGUAUGUAAAUUAAUUAAAUCAAAUAAACAGCAUCCA
Hemibagrus wyckioides is the source of this 4128-nucleotide messenger RNA. Its product is annotated as vitellogenin-like. The record is from RefSeq and is a predicted model, not a curated record. Gene Ontology annotation, biological process: lipid transport. The transcript has 27 exons. Bases 10 to 4077 code for a protein of 1355 amino acids. Gene Ontology annotation, molecular function: lipid carrier activity. NCBI's taxonomy places the organism in Eukaryota, Metazoa, Chordata, Actinopteri, Siluriformes, Bagridae.